Messenger RNA from Mirounga angustirostris (Northern elephant seal), 5760 nucleotides. RefSeq names its product zinc finger protein 547-like. Lineage: Eukaryota; Metazoa; Chordata; Mammalia; Carnivora; Phocidae. The record is from RefSeq and is a predicted model, not a curated record. Gene Ontology annotation, biological process: regulation of DNA-templated transcription.
AGCUAUGAGGGGACGGCGAGUAACAUUACUGUGUGCUGUGUCCCUGUCUAUGUGCAGGCUUCUGGAAGUGUGCUGCGAUGCACGGAAUCUGAAACAACAGGUCUUUGAACCUUUCUGUGACUUGUUCUACGCUGCACUAGGAGGAAAGCUACCUAUCGCCCCUUUAAGAACCAGCAAAGCCCCGCCCCCUUUAGAACCCGGAACUCCAUUUCCCAGAGCUCCUCAUAAUUUGCGUGGCCUUUAUCCUCUGUCAGGCACGACCUACGUUCUGAGUCUGCGCAGUAAUGGCGCGGAAACUACAUUGCCCAGAAGGCCGCGCGGCCGCGGCGGCGGGGACCGCCCAGCCGGCCAGGCUUACCCGAGAGCGGUUUCCGUGCGUGCGCAUCGCACGGGGGCGAACUUCCGGCAGCGUCCCUGCAGCGUCUGGUUCUCUUGUUCUCGGGACUGUUCUCUCCUUUAAUGCGAACCAAAGUCCUGACUGAAGUACAUGGAAAGCGCGGGGAGAGGCGUCGUUCCCGCCGCAGAGCCUGCGCGAGGCGACCUCUUCCCCGCCCGGGCGCCCGCCGCUCCGCGCACCGCUCUUCCCGCCGGUCGUUGGCGGAGGCCGCGCCGAUGAAGCCGGCUGCGGUGGGUGCCGCGACCCCCGGGCCCUCAGCCGCCCGCCCCUCGCCCCGAGCGCUGCUUCCGGACGGAGGGGCGCCCGCGGGGCGGGAGCAGAGGGCGCCCCGGCGUGCGGUCCCGGCUCCGUCCGUGCGGUGGGGCGUGGCGGGGGCGGGGGGACCGGGACCCUUGUGUGUGCGGGGAACGGAGGGCGCGGUGGGGUGUCGCCUGCAGUGGCCACGCCGGCGUCCGCGGAAGGUCGCGAGCGGGCGGGGGGGAGGGGCACGCGCAGAGUCGGGAGUUUAAGGUUCCCAUGGCAUUUGCAGAAAUGCUUAUGAACCCUGUUCAGGUGAAUGGAGGAUGUGACAGACCUUCAUCCACCCUAGUUAUCACCCUGAUGGUUUUGCCAUUCUCAUAUAAAGAAUGAUGGUGUCCUGAGAUUGCUCACCUGGUCUUCUCCCUCCCUUGGGUCUAAAGUCCCUGUGGUUUCACCAAAGCCCAGGGUUUUGAACUGAGCCCUGGAUUCUAUGGAGCGUUUCCCAUUUCUGGCAACUGAUGGGGGGCUUUUGGUUUUUACAGACGUGGCCAUACAUUUCUCCCGGGAGGAGUGGGGGCUCCUUGAUGAGGCUCAGAGACGCCUGUACCACGAUGUGAUGCUGGAGAACUUGGCACUUCUGUCGUCACUAGGUUGCUGGCAUGGAGCCCAGGAUGAGGAGGCCCCUUCAGAGCAAGAUGUUUCUGUAGGAGGGUCACAGGUUAGGACCCCAAAGCCAGGCCCAUCCAUCCAGAAGUCCCAGCCCUGUGAGACGUGUAGCUUGCUCUUGAAAGACCUUUUGCACUUGGCUGAGCAUGAUGGAACACACCCUGAGCGAGGCUUGCACACUUGUGGGGGAAAGCAUUUCCAGCACCAAAAGCAUCAAAUUAGAGAGAAACUUUUCAGAAGUGAUGAGGGGAGGCCUUCAUUUGUGAAGAGCUGCAGAGGUCACAUGACAGAGACGACCUUUACAUGCAGGGAAGGUGGGAAGGACUGCCCAGCCAGCUCAGGCCUUCUCCAACCACAGGUUCCUCAUGUUGUAGGAAAGCCACACUGGGACAUGGCAGGUGGAGAGGCCUUUCAGAAUGAACAGAAUUAUUAUUAUUAUCCCAAUGUGGGAAUACCUGCAGUCAUAAACAUAUACUUGUUGACCAUGAGAAAAUCCACACUGGAGAAAAGCUUUAUGAAUACAGGGAAUAUGGGAAGGCCUUCCUUAGAAAGUCCCACCUCCAUCAGCACCAGAAGGGCCAUGAUGAGAACCCAGAACGUGGAGGAUUCUUUACACAGAUACCUGGCCUCAGUGACCACCAGGGGUAUUCACACCAGGCCAAGGCCUUUUGAGUGCAACCAAUGUGGGAAGGGUUUCCUUAGACUCUCCCAACUUGUUGGUCACCAGAAAAUCCACACAGGAGAAAGACCUUAUGGUUGUAGUGAAUGUGGACAUUUUUUUAGGAAUCGCUCUACGCUCAUUAGACAUCAGAGAGUUCACACUGGCGAAAGGCCAUAUGAGUGCAGUGAAUGUGGAAAAGCUUUCACCCGCAAACAUAAACUUGUUGAGCAUCAGAAAAUCCACAGUGGUGAAAAGCCUUAUGAGUGCAGUGAAUGUGGGAAAGCCUUCAGCCGCAAAGACAAAGUUGUUGAACACCAGAAAAUCCACACUGGAGAGAGACCUUAUAAGUGCAGUGAAUGUGGAAAAGCUUUCAGCCGCAAACAUAAACUUGUUGAGCACCAGAAAAUCCACACUGGAGUAAGGGCUUAUGAGUGCAGAGAAUGUGGGAAAUCCUUUAUGGACAGCUCUUCACUCAUUAUUCAUCAGAGAGUUCACACUGGAGAAAGGCCUUAUGAGUGUGACAAAUGUGGGAAAUUCUUUAGGUACCGCUUCACGCUCAUUAGACACCAGAGAACUCACACUGGAGAAAGGCCUGAUGAGUAGCAAUGUAGGAAAUCCUUUAGUUGCAACUCCACACUCAUUAGACGUCAGACAAAUCACAGUAGAGAAAGGCCUUAUUACUGCAGCAAAUGUGGGAAGUUUUUGUGGUACAACUCCGGUCUCAUUACACAACAGAGAGUUCACACUGAUGUGAGAGUCCUUAUGAGAACAGCGAGUAUGGGGACAUCUUUACUUACAACUCUGGCCUCGUUAAACACUGUCAAAUUUGCAACAAUAGAGAGAUGCCUUAUGAGUGCAGGGAAUGUGGGAGAGUCUGUUGAUUUAUGUCAUUUUACACUAAUUUGCAUUUUUUUAGUAUUUAUACUUGGAAUCCUACAGUCUACUUUUGCAUGGCUGCUUUUUAUUCUGUUUUUACAUAAAUGGAAUCCUAAAGUAUAUCCUUGCAUAGGUAUUUUGAGAUUUAUCCCUAUUGUGUUCAUUCCUUUUUAUUGCUGAGUGGUAUUCCAUUGGGUGUAUAUAUAUAUAUAUUUUUAAAGAUUUUAUUUAUUUAUUCAUGAGAGACAGAGAGAGAGAGAGAGAGGCAGAGGGAGAAGCAGGCUCCCAAGGAGCAGGAAGCCCAAUGCGGGACUCGAUCCCAGGACCCUGAGAUCAUGACCUGAGCCGAAGGCAGACGCUUAACCAUCUGAGCCACCCAGGCGCCCCCCAUUGGGUGUAUAUUAACACAAUGUGUUUACCUAUUAAUGGACAUGUAGGUUGUUUCUAGUGUUGUUACCAGAACAACAACUAUUAUAAGUAAAUACCUGAGAAUAGAGUGUUGCUCAUAGAUGAAUGUUUAACUUUUUAAGAAUUGGCCAAAUUGAUUUCCAAUGUGAAUGUGCCACUUUAUACUCCUACCAGCUGUAUAUAAGAGUUCCACUUGGAACACAUCAUUGUCAAUAAUAGGUAUAGUCUGUCUUUUUUAAGUUAAAAUAAGUGUGUCAUAGUCUUAUUUUAAUAUCUGCAUUUCUUUUUUUUCUUUUUUUUUUCUCUUUUUUUUUUUUUAAAGAUUUUAUUUAUUUGAGAGAGAGGGAAUGAGAGACAGAGAGCAUGAGAGGGAGGAGGGUCAGAGGGAGAAGCAGACCCCCCGCUGAGCAGGGAGCCUGAUGCGGGACUCGAUCCUGGGACUCCAGGAUCAUGACCUGAGCCGAAGGCAGUCGCUUAACCAACUGAGCCACCCAGGCACCCUUAAUAUCUGCAUUUCUGUAAUAACUAGUGAUAUUGAGUAUUUUUUAUGUGCUAAGCAAGACUGUAUUAUAUAUAAACAACAAAAGGACUUAAGGGUAGACAGUGACUGAGCAAAGAGUAAAGUAAGAAAGUAAAGUUUAAGCUAAGUCACUCAAAUUUAAGUUCAGCUGCAUAUGAAGUGAUUGCCAAAAAACUUUAUGAACCGUCUGCCUUCUACACAAAUGUCCAAGGCAUUUGUUCUAGAAUUUUCUUACUUGACUACUUUUUUUUUUUAGUGUCUUCAAGGUAUGUUUUUGUAACAUAAAAUUUCUUUUUUUUUUUAAGAUUUAUUUAUUUAUUUAUUUGAGAGGGAGAAUGAGAGAGAGCAUGAGAGGGAGGAGGGUCAGAGGGAGAAGCAGACUCCCUGUGGAGCAGGAAGCCCGAUGCGGGACUCGAUCCCGGGACUCCAGGAUCAUGACCUGAGCCGAAGGCAGUCGCUUAACCAACUGAGCCACCCAGGCGCCCCGUAACAUAAAAUUUCUUAGAAACGUUUUAAAUAGUUAAUCAUUUUAAUAGUGAUAAAAAUAAAUAAUAUAAAAUUUGCUAUUUUAAUCACUUCUAAGUAUUUGGUUCUGUUGCAUAUUAGAAUUAUCCAGAAAAACAGAACCAAACUAGUGUAUGUCUGUCCAUAUAUGUAGUAUAUAGAGAGAUUUAUUUUAAAGUAUCGGGUGACACGAUUAUGUUGGCUUAGCAAGUCCAAAUCUUCAGGGUAACUUGGCAGACUGGAGACUCAGGUAAGAAAUCGCAGGGCAAGGGGCGCCUGGGUGGCUCAGUCAUUAAGCGUCUGCCUUCGGCUCAGGUCAUGAUCCCAGGGUCCUGGGAUCGAGCCCCGCAUCGGGCUCCCUGCUCUGCGGGAAGCCUGCUUCUCCCUCUCCCACUCCCCCUGCUUGUGUUCCCUCUCUCACUGUGUCUCUCUCUGUCAAAUAAAUAAAUAAAAUCUUAAAAAAAAAAAAAAAAAGAAGAAUUGCAGGGCAAGCCCAAAGCAGUCAGCAGACAAAAAUUCCUUCUAGUUUAUGCAGGUUACUGCUUUUCUAUUAAUGCCUUUGAGUGGUUGAAGCCUACCCUCAUUACGGAGGGUAAUCUGCUUUACUCAGAGUCUACUGAUUUAAAUGUUAAUUCAAAAAGCAUUUGAAAGAAACAUCCGGAAUAAUGUCUGACCAAAUAUCUGGAUGCCAUGGUCUAGCCUAGUAGACCCACAAAAUCAACCAUCACAUGUAUUAUUAAGUACAUCACCAUCCAUCUUCAGAACUUUUUCAUGUUCCCUGAACAUAUUUUUGUAUCAUUAAACACGUUCUUCCCAAUUUCACUCCCCCCAACACCCAGAAACUACCAUUCUACUUUGUAUCUCUAUUGUCUAUGAAUUUGACUACUCUAGAAACCUCAUAUAGGAGAAAUCAUGCAUUUGUCCUUUUGUGACUUACUUCAUUUAGCACAAUAGUUUCAUCUUGGACAUUUUUAUUAUGAAUACAUCACAUAGAAAAAAAAGAUCUUGAAUUAAAGUUUAUCACUUCAUUUUUCUAGACUUACAUCCACUGGUUUUGGAUCAAAAUUCAUGGCUCAGUCCCAUUUUCUAAAGUGAUCUAUUUUUUUCUUGUUGUCAGCUUGCAAGAUUUUCUUUAUUCUGUGAUACUUUAUUUUAAUACGACAGACUAUAGAAAUGAUCCCUGAAAGUACAGUAGGUUAUGGGUUAUUCUUUUAUAAGUAUUUGUCUCACUAAAUUUUCCUUAUUCACAGAUUCUGUGUUCAUGUCCCUUAUUUUUUUAAAUGUUUUUAGAUUUUUAAAGCAUCCUGUGAUCUGAACUUACAGCAUUUUAAUUCAUAGCUAGUUGUAUUCAUUGUUAUUCAUCCCACCUACUCUAUUUUUCACAUAUUUUGUAUUUUAUAGUUAUUUUGAGUUGAAAUCCUCAUUACUUACAUGACUCUGCUGUUGUCCUUUCCAGUUUUUAAUAAAAUUUAUAUGCAUGCUUUAUAA